Molecule: messenger RNA, 2625 nt
Organism: Paramisgurnus dabryanus
Lineage: Eukaryota; Metazoa; Chordata; Actinopteri; Cypriniformes; Cobitidae
Gene: irx5b
Product: iroquois homeobox 5b
Biological process (GO): cell development; regulation of transcription by RNA polymerase II; neuron differentiation
Cellular component (GO): nucleus
Molecular function (GO): DNA-binding transcription factor activity, RNA polymerase II-specific; RNA polymerase II cis-regulatory region sequence-specific DNA binding
Source: RefSeq, a predicted model, not a curated record
CACUCACCGGAAUCACCGGGACAUUUUCCCUUCCAGAAGAACCGCAGCCCAUCUAAAGACACCGGGCACGCACGCGUCCUUCUUUAAUUGUCUCAUAUUAGGAGUGUAAAUAUGGUUUAAAUAUUUGCUCUUCUUUUGGAUGGCACAUAGGAUGAGUGUUCUGACUCUUGGACUUGUGGGAAGAGUGUAAUUUAGCCAUGGCAUUUCCUCCAGGAUAUUUGUACCAGUCUUCACUCUCUCUGUUCUCGUGUCCUCCGCACGCGUCCGGGGCAAUCACGGGCCCGCGCACGCAUGAUUUGGGACGCUCGUCCGCUUUCGCCCCUUACGCGUCCACAGCUUUCACCAACACAGCCUUUAACUCAAUCCAGUACAGCUCUGAAUCUACAGCCCCUUUCACUUCUUACGUGGGCUCCCCAUACGACCAUUCGCCGGGCGUAACGGGCUCUGUGGGCUUUCAUCCGUACGCCGGUGCGCUGGGCGCGUACCCGCUCGGAGACCCUGCUUACAGGAAGAACGCCACGCGAGAUGCCACCGCCACCCUAAAGGCCUGGCUGAGUGAGCACAGGAAAAACCCGUAUCCCACGAAGGGUGAAAAGAUCAUGCUGGCCAUCAUCACAAAAAUGACCCUCACUCAGGUCUCCACCUGGUUCGCCAACGCACGGAGAAGACUGAAGAAAGAAAACAAAAUGACCUGGACGCCACGAAACAGAAGUGAGGACGAAGAUGAGGAGGACAGCAUUGAUUUGGAGAAAAAUGAUGAAGAUGAUGAACCUCUCAAAACCGCAAAGACAACAGAGAUAACCAAAGAUUCAGUUGGAGACGACUGUUCAGAAAAACUCACAGAAACGCACGACGACGCGGAUCGUGUUACAAUCGACUGCGGGGAGCACGAGAAGCGGACAAUGCGCGAGUCGCCGCCGGUGGCCACGACCUCAUCUCCCCAAAACGACACAAGUGAAACCACGAAACCCCCAAGUGAAAACUGCAAACCCACAUCUGUCAUUCAUUCAGCAAACCCGACCCCUAAACCCAAACUGUGGUCUCUUGCUGAAAUCGCUACGUCGGAUAAGGGGUGUGACGAACCGUCCCAGACAUCUGGGAGGUUAUCACCCGCUGGGUCACCCGUGCGGUGUCCGUAUCCCCCGAGACAUUUAUACUACACUCCUCCGGGAUUCUGCCCGGGCUUUACGAGCGCAUUCGGACCCCUGCACGAAUCCAACCCGACGCAUCUGAGCGGAAUUAACCAGACUGCGUUACACAGAGCGCGAGACAGUAAACUCACUCUGGAGAUGUGUCAGGAACUCAGCUUUGCGCACAUCAGGAGGCAGAAUAUAUAAUCAAUUUCUUUUAUUUAUUAUGUUAAACAUAUUUUCAGUAUGCCCGAAUAAAACAGUGAACUCUGAACUAUAGUGUGCAAGAGAUGCUAGAUGGUUUUUAUAUUUGAGAAGAAAAGCGCGUGGAUGUGUUUUUUUACUUUUCUUCAAAUAUAUGCGUGUGCAAGAGGCCAAAGUGCUCAUUUAUCAGUUUUGUAAACCCAAUCAUGGUCUAUUUAAUAUUAUCUUAUUUUAAUGUAUAUACAUCUGUGCCAUUUUACAAAAGUUGUUAUAAGACACAGAAAUCAUGUUGGGAUUAUGAAGUAAAUUUGUCAGAGGAUCAAGGGUUUGGUUUGUGACUGUUACAUAAAUCACAUAGAAAAAUCAUACAGAUUUUAAAUAUGUUAAAGCUGUUUUGAUAUGCUCACAGCACGUGCAUUGGGCCCAAUUCUCUAUAAGGCUCUGAAGACAUCCGUCAAGCCAAUUUAUAGCUGCACCCAACAUAUUUUUCACUCACAUUAUAACGCCGUGAGGAUUAUUUUAUCAAUCUUUCUUUAAGCACACUAUGCAGUGCCUUCCAGAUCUGCUCACAACUGCGCUACACUUCUAUGGAUUCAAAGAAUACACUCAAUAACUGUAAUAGUCGCCUCCUGGGCAUAAUACAGUGGAUAAAUUGUAUAUUUAAAUAGCACAAGUCAACAUUUAUUGCAAGGGGAUUACGGGACAGCACUCUUAAGUGGAGGAGAUAUUAAAUUUAUGCUCCAUAAAGCAUCUUCUCAUGAGUGAUGCGGGAACAGCGAUGGGGCUGAAAGUGUUCAAAAGACCAUUUUAAAAAGGAUUUAAACGUGUAAAUGCAAAAUUUUGUAAACUCUUCACAAGAAAGACAGGAUUACCACCAAUUCCCUAUUUCUGCUCGAAGAGUCCGACAUCAACAAACAUCAGAGAAGAGACUCGGGCCCUGUGGCUUACAGGGGUAAUACAACGUUUUUGUACACAAGACCAUGAAAAGAGGCUGCAAGGAUUUGAAAAGCUCCCUAAUCCUUCUGGUAAAGUUUGAGUAUAUAUUUAUACACAUGGUGCGAUGCUAUUUCACAGUUCAGUGAAUUUGAUGCUUUGUAACCAAAGAUGCUUGCAUCAAAACUAUCCAGUCAUCUUGCGCCCAUGCACUCCUCUGACCAAUGUCACAUUUAUUUUAUCAUUCAUAAAGGGAGAGGGUAUAAAAAAUGUAUAUAUUUAUAUUUGUAACAUUUUCUUUCUGUUAUUGCAAGAAAUGAUAUAACAUCUUUUAUCAAUGCAUAAAUAUUUAACAUAU